CUCCGUUGACAUAAACGAAAGAAAAAAACAUAACUUGCACAAUGGGUUCGACAGAUAAAAGAGGGCGAAGGCUUUUCUUGGAUUUAAAUAAUGCUUUUAAACGUGACAAUCGCAUUGAUGAAUUUGAUUACAUCCCCGUAAUGGAACCCCAGACCAACUGCAGCCCUGUCGUGUUGGUGAACCACAAACUCGGCAUUGAGAUGUGGAGUCUGAAGAUUCUCCUCCAGUUUGCAUACCAUUCCCUGAUGGAGUGGAGAGCGACAUCCAAAAAGUUUAUAGAAAGUCAAGAGAUUAUCUGCUUAUCUAGAGCUGUUGUUCUUUUAAAUCCAGAAUGUUCUACAGCAUGGAAUAUCAGGAAAGAAUAUGUUGAAUCUGGGGAGCUGACCAUGGCUGAAGAUCUUAAACUAAGUGCUCUUGUACUCACUAAACAUCCGAAAAGUUCUGAAACAUUUUGUCACCGGCGCUGGUUGCUGAGUCGUUUCAUAGACAUCUACCUGCAGUCCAGUCAGGGAUCCAACCUUAGCACAGGCAGUGGACAGGAAGGCUUCGUCUCCAUGGACGCCAUAGAUCUGAACAUGGACCUGCCUCAGGUGAACCCUCCGCCAGUACAGAAUGGAGUGCAUGUGGAUGGUCCCAUGGACUACCAGAAUCAGAUGAAGACAGAGAUCCAUGUGUGCACGUGUGCUGCGGAGAAGUACCCGUGCAAUUACUAUGCCUGGUCUCAGAGAAUAUGGCUCAUUCAACAUGCGUACAACUGCUCCUCUCAGGCUUUAGUCGGCGAAUUACAUCGCACAGAAGGUUGGGUGAGCGCCCACAUCUCUGACACCUGUGGCUACCACUAUCGGCAGUUCCUGUUGUCCAGCCUGUGCAGGCAGAGGGAGUCUCUGAGUCAACAACUGAGCCUGCAGUAUACAGACCUCCUAGAGAAAGAGCAGGGAUACAUAGUGGACCUGAUAGGGACAUUCCCCGGGCAUGAGGCCAUGUGGUGUCAUAGGCGGUUUGUGUUCAACAGUUUGUACCGUCACUACAGCCAGGACUUGUCCCCAGGUUCCCCAGAUAGGGGUCUAAUAGGGGAAUCCGCAACUCAGCGCCAAAAGAAAACCAGGCUGGAGUUUGAGCCUUCAGAGUGGGCUCAAAAGGAAGAAGAGUCGGUCAAGACAAAAGAACUUAAGUCUCUAAGUAGUGCUCAAAAACAACUAGCUCAAAAAUAUUUGGAUUGGAUGCGAAAAAUUGUAAUAAAAUGACUGGUGCACAACUUAAAAAAUGGUUAGAUUUGCUGCAAUCGUAAGUUGCUAUCAUUUGGUUAAACGUUUCAAUACAAUUGUUAACUUUGAAAUUUAUUACUUAUGAUGUCAUUAAUUGAAAAAGAAUUAUGCAAUAUAUUUAUUUCUGGUAUACAUGUACUGCUUUUCUUAUACUUUGUAGAUAGUUCAAGAUUUCUUACUGUGCACCUAUAGGCCUACUUAAACACAAAAUACUGUUAAUUUGCAACUACCUUGACAGUAGUAAUUAUCAUGGAAAGAUGUUAAGUCCUGCAAUUAAAGCUUUACUUUAUAUUAAAUACUUAGACUAUACCGCUCACAAAUUCAUUGAUUUUAUGUGAACAAGUUCUGUUGUUCUUGUUUUUCAAAGUAAAUGUCUGUUUCACAUUUUGAGGCAUUGUUAAACAGUCUAUGAAUAUCAUUAAUAUUGUAUGCAAAGUCACUUGAAUGUAAAGUUGUAUUAUAAAGUACCGAUUUACUUUAUUAUUGUUUAAUGCACCGAUCUGGAUUAAAUUCAUGCAUGCUCUGUGUAAAUUCAGUAUUUAUUGUUGAAUUUGUGCAACAUGCCAUUUCAUUUAAACAUGUGUAGUACCAGUGAAUUGCGAAAAAUUUGAAACCUGUUUGCACAUACCAUCUGAUGCAAGGUGUGCAGUUUUGCAAUAAUGUUCAACCAUUCAUUGCUCAUGCACAUUAUUUGGCAUCGUCGGAUACCCACGACUAAUUCAUUUUGUUACUCUCCAGCAUUAGCAGUGGGACAAUAUAAGCAAAACAUGCCGUUUUGACCUUAACUGUAACCUUUCAGUAGACCAACGAAAUCGCAGUUUACAAAAAGAAUUUCGCUUUGUAGGUGUCAAUGCUUCCCCUGGAUAAUUGCGAUUUGAUUCACCAAGCUUUUCCAUCCACCUGUCUGAGUGCUUAAAAAGACAUCGCGCCCAUGUAAGAGACUAGAGAUACUUUUACUCUGAAAGUCGUUUAAAUUCUCAAUUUUAGAGUAUACGCAUGCAUGACGAAAUUCCAUUUCUACAGACGACGCAAGUUUGACAACAAACCCGAUAGAGACACGAGUUUUAUCAUUGGUAAAAAAUAUCCUCAUGAAACCGUGAGGGAUCCAAUGAAAUUACUGGAUUUGACACACCCUAAAACAGUGAAAAGAGCUCAUAAUGUUCCACGGUCGAUAAUUGGAGAGUAACUGAAUGGGUCGAACGUGGGUAUCCGACGAUGAUUAUUUGGAAGAAUUUGUCAAUUUGGACAAUUUACUUGAAAUAAAAGUUAAGAGUAUUUUUCAAAUUCUGAUAACAGUAAAAGCAGACUAAAACAACAAUGUACGGGUCUUUUUAAAGUAGUCUUAAUAGUGGGUAAAUUAAUAGUGGGUUGAUGAAAAGGGGGUGCAUGAAUAGGGGGUGGAAGAAUGGUGGGUGGAUGAAUAGGGGUGGAUGAAUAGGGGGUGGAUGAAUAGUGGGUGGAUGAAAAGGGGGUUGAUAAAUAGUGGGUGGAUGAAUAGAGGUUGGAGACAUAGGGGGUGGAUGAAUAGUAGGUUGAUGAAUAGAGGGUUGAUGAAAAGUAAGUGGAUGAAUAGGGGGUUGAUGAAUAGUUGGUGGAUGAAUAGGGAAUGGAUGAAUAGUGGGUUGAUUAAUUGGGGGUUGAUAAAUAGUGGGUGGGUGAAUAGAGGGUGGAUGAAUAGGUGGUGGAUAAUUAAUGGGUGGGUGAAUAGGGGGUGGAUGAAUAGGGGGUGGAUGAAUAGAGGGUGGACAGGGGGUGGAUGAAUAGGGGGUAGAUGAAUAGUGGGUUGAUGAAUAGUGGGUUGAUAAUUCGGGGGUUGAUUAAUAGAGGGUGGACAGUGGGUUGAUAAAUAGUGGGUGGAUGAAUAGUGGUUUGAUGAAUAGGGGGUGGAUGAAUAGAGGGUGGACAGAGGGUUUAAAAUAGUGGGUGGAUGAAUAGGGGGUGAAUGAAUAGUGGGUCGAUGAAUAUAGGUUGGAUGAAUAGGGGGUUUGAUAAAUAGUGGGUUGAUGAAUAGGGGGUGGAUGAAUUUAGGUUGGAUGAAUAGUCGAUUGAUGAAUAGUGGGUGGAUGAAUAGUGCGUGGAUGAAUAAAGGGUGGAUGAAUAGGGGUGGAUUAUUAGCUUUCAAUAAAUGCCAUCUAUUACAACCUGAAUGUGCGGAUUUAUUAUGAAAAUAUAUCAUAAACUGAAAAUGUUUAUUGUUUCACACCCAUUUUCUUUUUGCAAAGUGACAAAUGACACUGGUCCAAAUAACCUAUGAAUUGAAGCAUUUUUUGGUUCAUUUGGACUGGAGUUUAUGGUUAUAAUUUUGGAUUAAAUAGGUUGAAAUAAACAUCCUUAUUUUCAUUUCAUGAGGAACAAUGCCCAAAGCUAGAAUGUUGUAUGUUGAACAAUUAUUGGAGAAUGCUUCUGGGAAGUUUUGGUUUACAAACAGACAGACAGACUGAUAGAAAAAAUUAGCAAGUCCAGUAUUAACCGUAACUAUGUAUUGUAUGUGAUAAUAAUCAGUGUUUAUAUGAGCCAUGUUCUGAGAAAACUAGGCUUAAUGCAUGUGCGUAAAGUGUCGUCCCAGAUUAGCCUGUGCGGACUAAUCAGGGACGACACUUUCUGCCUUAAUUGGAUUUUUGCUAAGAAGAGACUUCAUUUAAACAAAAAAAAUGUCAUAAAAGCAGAUUGCACAAGCUAAUCUGGAACAACACUUUACGCACUUGCAUUAAGCCCUGUUUUCCCAGAGGUAGGCUCAAAUACUUUUCCCUGUUUACCAGGUCACAUUUCCACCAACCUGUCAGUAUUACCAGUUUACCAGGUCACAUUUCCACCAACCUGUCAUGUCUUUUACCAGUUUACCAGGUCACAUUUCCACCAACCUGUCAUGUCUUUUACCAGUUUACCAGGUCACAUUUCCACCAACCUGUCAUGUCAUUUACCAGGUUACCAGGUCACAUUUCCACCAACCUGUCAUGUCUUUUACCAGGUUACCAGGUCACAUUUCCACCAACCUGUCAUGUCAUUUACCAGGUCACAUUUCCACCAACCUGUCAUGUCAUUUACCAGGUUACCAGGUCACAUUUCCACCAACCUGUCAUGUGUUUUACCAGGUUAUCAGGUCACAUUUCCACCAACCUGUCAUGUCAUUUACCAGGUCACAUUUCCACUAACCUGUCAUGUCUUAAGACUCAGGCUUUUACUAAGACAAGAGGACCUCUGCGAUGGAAAGAAUGAAUACUAACUAUGUUGUAAUAAUCAACUAUUUUCUUUAUGAAAUGUUUGUAAUUUAACUGUUCUAUGCAAGAUUACAAUACAAGAUUCUUGCAACUGUUUAUUUUUAAGACAUAUUGUUAUUCGAAAAGGCUUGUUGACAACAGACCUUGAUGAUAUUGUACUAGAUUUAGUACACUUUUGUAGAUCAUUGUAUUUAUUGCACAAUUUGUACCUCGAGUCUUUCACAAUAAACAUUGCAAUUGUA
Dreissena polymorpha is the source of this 4725-nucleotide messenger RNA. Its product is annotated as protein prenyltransferase alpha subunit repeat-containing protein 1-A-like. Gene Ontology annotation, molecular function: protein prenyltransferase activity. Bases 42 to 1244 code for a protein of 400 amino acids. Gene Ontology annotation, biological process: protein prenylation. The record is from RefSeq and is a predicted model, not a curated record. The transcript is spliced from 8 exons. Gene Ontology annotation, cellular component: cytoplasm. Lineage: Eukaryota; Metazoa; Mollusca; Bivalvia; Myida; Dreissenidae.